CUAAGAUCUCCGAAAUUCCAAACCUCCAAAAGCUAUAGACGCAACUUUUGUCUUUGAGCAUGGCAUAAUCCUCAAACUUUCCUAUUGCAUUGAACUCUAGCUGCUGUAACCUAACACUCUAAAUCUCACUUUUUUUAUAUAUCUCGAUUUUCAAACAAUGUCUUACCACGAACAACAUCUACAGAGCUUGAAGGACAGGAGCCUGUUCUGCGGAGAUGCAUUCAUCGACGGACAAUGGGUCUCCAAAGAAAAGAAGUUCGAUGUCUACGAGCCCUCAUCAGUCGCCGUCUUGGGCCAGGUAUCGGACUGCAAUCUCGAGGAUUUUCAGAAAGCCGUCCAGAGUGCGAAUGAGGCACAGCGUAACUUCUAUGAAAGUACAACGGGAACAGCAAGGGGAGCACUGUUGAGGAAAUGGAACAACUUGAUCCUGGAGAACCAGGAUGAUCUUGCGACGAUCCUUUCGCUCGAAAAUGGCAAGACUUUGAGCGAGGCCAAGGGUGAAGUCAUCUACGCCGCUAGUUUCAUAUCAUGGUUUGCCGAAGAAGCCACUCGAUCCUACGGCACUACUAUUCCAUCAUCUACUUCUCAUGCAACUCUCAUGACCGUCCGCGAGCCAGUCGGCGUGUGCGGAAUCAUCACACCCUGGAACUUCCCUGCAGCCAUGAUCACUAGGAAAGUAGGUCCGGCUCUCGCUGCCGGCUGCUCCGUCGUCAUUAAGCCACCCAGCGAGACACCGUACACUUGCAUUGCCCUCACCAAGCUGGCCGUCAAAGCUGGUCUGCCUCCCGCAAUAAUCCAAGUGUGUCCUACCAAGGACAGGCAGGCUGCUACCGAGCUAGCCACGAACCCUCUAGUGAAGAAACUCAGCUUCACAGGCUCGACAAACGUGGGCAAGAUGUUAGCCAAGCUGGCGACUGGUACCUUGAAGAAAGUCAGCCUCGAGUUGGGCGGUAACGCUCCAUUCAUCGUUUUUGACGAUGCGAAUCUCGAUCUGGCUGUGGAGGGUGCCAUGUUCUGCAAGUUCCGUUGCACGGGGCAGACAUGUGUUUGCGCGAAUCGGAUUUAUGUACAGAAAGGUGUGGCCAAGGCUUUCACUGAGAAAUUAGUGGAGGCUGUAAAAGCGCUUAAGGUGGGACCGGGUUUGGAUUCAGCUACAACCCAAGGCCCAUUAGUAAACAAAAAUGCUGUUGAAAAGGUCAAGGAGCACGUAGAGGACGCAGUCUCCAAGGGCGCGAGUAUUGAGGUUGGCGGCCAGUCAUCCCUAUCCUCCGGGUUCUUCUACGAUCCCACUGUGCUCUCCGGAGUGACCCCAGAUAUGAUGGUCAGCCGAGAGGAAACGUUCGGCCCGCUCGCUCCAAUAUUUCAAUUUGAGACCGAGAAAGAGGUCUUGCAACUCGCUAAUGACAGCGAAUUUGGGCUGGCCGGAUAUUUCUUUUCUCAGGACAUCGCGCGAGCAAUGCGAGUAGCACAGAAGUUGGAAGUUGGAAUGGUAGGCGUGAAUACUGGAAAGAUUAGCGCGGCCGAGGCGCCCUUUGGGGGCAUUAAGGAGAGCGGCUACGGCAAGGAGGGCAGCCUUUAUGGUCUUGCAGAGUACCAAAAUAUCAAGAGCAUCACCAUUGGCAACCAGAAUGCUGGGCUCUGAAUGGAAC
Pseudogymnoascus verrucosus is the source of this 1649-nucleotide messenger RNA. RefSeq lists its product as uncharacterized. Bases 158 to 1642 code for a protein of 494 amino acids. The record is from RefSeq and is a predicted model, not a curated record. Gene Ontology annotation, molecular function: succinate-semialdehyde dehydrogenase (NAD+) activity. Gene Ontology annotation, biological process: GABA catabolic process. Lineage: Eukaryota; Fungi; Ascomycota; Leotiomycetes; Thelebolales; Thelebolaceae. The transcript is spliced from 5 exons.